GGUUGCACAUGUCGAGGUUCGCAAGACUUGCUCAGGCGUAGAACAACCGCUAUUGCUUUUUUAUGUGUUUUCCUUUUACGUUCUACUAACCCAUAACAGCAACAAUGUCUUGUUCUGUCGCUUCUCCUGAAUAUCUUAAUGAACUUCUCAGCGACAAAACAACGGUAUCGAAAAUGCCCAAGAUAUUUCUUCACGCCGAAAGAUUGCUGGAUCAAGAAAUAAGCAGAGUUAGAAAUGAGCUCUUUCAUGGAGUGAUCAAGAAUGAAGCAGAUGGAGUGUUUGGGGAACUUCAACUUCCAGCUUCAUCAGGGCCAAGAGUGAAAUUGUCAGAAAAGGUUUAUGCACCAGUCAAAGAAUAUCCAAAGUUUAAUUUUGUUGGUAGGGUAAUUGGCCCACGGGGAAUGACUUUAAGAGAAGUGGAGUCUUCAACUGGAUGCAAACUGUUAGUCAGAGGAAAAGGUUCCAUGAAAGAUAAAAAAUUGGAAGAAGAGAAACGUGGCCAACCAAACUAUGAACAUUUAGAGGAGGAUCUGCAUGUGCUUAUAUCAGUGGAAGAUACAGAGGAGAGAGCAAAGUUAAGACUUGCAAAAGCUGUUGAAAGAGCCAAAGAUCUUCUUCAACCUGUGGAUGAGGGAGAAGAUGAAUUAAAAAAGAAACAGUUGAAAGACCUGGCAUUAAUGAAUGGCACUUUGAGAGAACAAGCAGGAUGCUUUUUUUCACCGGAAGAUACUAUUUGUGUAGGCAAUACUCCGGUUAUACACAAUGGUCUUCUUGGUAUGCCUCUUCCACCUGCCUUAGCCGGAUAUGGAUUUGCAAGACCUCCUGUUCCAAGUGCAUACCCUGCAAGCCUUUCAGGACUGGAACUUGCUUCAUAUACAACCAGACCAGGAACUAUAUUUGACUAUGGAUUGGAAACUUCCAUCCUUGGUGCAGUUAAACCACGGAGACCAAUACGGGAACAUCCUUACCAAAGAUAAGGUUCAAAAUGGAAAAUUGUUGCAAUCAUCCGCUGUGAAGAGGAAGUUUUUACAUUUCCUGAAAUUGAAAUGAACUAUUUGUAUAGUUUAUUGAUUAAUUCAAUAGCUUUAUUCAACGACCGCAGAAUUCUACUGGUUUAGGCCUCUGGAUACUUAUUAACGUUUUAACGGUCAAAGAAAUAUAGCGAAGUAUUGGCAAUAAUGUGUUUAGAGGUUGAUUAAGAUUAUUAGAUUGGCAGUGCAACUUGCUGAUGUGAAUCACAUCUCUUUUCUCAUUCUUUGCUCCCCUGUUCAGAGGUAAGGAAAAAGUGCCACCCUUUACCAUCAAACGCAGACGAAUUUACUUUAUGUUCUGAAUGAAAAUAUAUUUUUUGAUUUAAAAUAAAAGGGUGAACGGGCGGUUGUCUUCUGAUAGGUUACAACCACUCCAAAUACUGCUCAAAGUCAAGCUUUGAAUUGCGGUAAGUUGUGAUUCAACAUUACACGAGUUAGCUGUGCGCCGCAUGUAAACCGGCAGCAGAUCUUAUGUCUGUUCUGCCGAUUUUUAGAAAGUUUAAAUUUCACUGUGGCACUUUCGGGCUGAUAGUCAGAAACUCAAACAACCUAACUGAAGAGUUUAAACUUUCCUUUGAUAUUUUAUUCCACAUGAGCUCAAAGGGUUCUCAAAGGAGUUAUGUCACAAUGUUUUUAUUCGUUUGUUUUGACGUAAGAAAGUGUCGUCAAGGGUAGCAAAGGCCAUGAUUAAGGAAAUUGGUUUGAUUGCCGAAAACAGCAAAUAGGAAAAAGAUAGAAUAGUGAUGCGUAAGAACUUGAAAUUUUUUUAGGCGUGACGUGUCUCCUUUAAGAACCCCUCGGGAGGUGAUCCCAACUGGUCUGGAGCUAUCUUUAGAGAAUUUCUGGAAGUCUUGGAUUCUUUGAGCAACUUGUAGUGUGGUGAUGGUCACGAAUGUCAUAUUCUGACUGGUAAAACAGUCACGUUUAAACAAAUGAUCUUGUGAUUGAAAUCAAUAUUUUGUCUUAUUUUAACUUACUUAAAACUUCUUUAGAUUUGCGAAUAACACCGGCAAAAUAACUUGUAUUUUCAUGAUGCACUUUACCAAAACGUAAAUAACUACAUACGCUUGUGAUUUUAUCAUUCAUUAACACACUGAUAGUUUAUCAUAUUGAUCACGGAGAGAUAUUUUUACAGAAAAAAAUAAUAUAUCCAUUCCAAAAGAAUCGUAAUAAAAUAUUUUGACCUGUCCCACU
Molecule: messenger RNA, 2225 nt
Organism: Stylophora pistillata
Lineage: Eukaryota; Metazoa; Cnidaria; Anthozoa; Scleractinia; Pocilloporidae
Product: KH domain-containing RNA-binding protein QKI
Biological process (GO): regulation of mRNA splicing, via spliceosome
Cellular component (GO): nucleus
Molecular function (GO): mRNA binding
Source: RefSeq, a predicted model, not a curated record